Bombina bombina (fire-bellied toad) is the source of this 2040-nucleotide messenger RNA. Its product is annotated as gastrula zinc finger protein XlCGF26.1-like. Gene Ontology annotation, molecular function: RNA polymerase II cis-regulatory region sequence-specific DNA binding; DNA-binding transcription factor activity, RNA polymerase II-specific. Lineage: Eukaryota; Metazoa; Chordata; Amphibia; Anura; Bombinatoridae. The transcript is spliced from 3 exons. The coding region runs from base 1 to 1347 and encodes 448 amino acids. The record is from RefSeq and is a predicted model, not a curated record. Gene Ontology annotation, biological process: regulation of transcription by RNA polymerase II.
AUGGUCCUCAAAGAUGGAACCACAAACUGCAAUAAUCCUAGUUAUGGCCAGAGUACUGAUACUUCUUUCAAUAAUUUUCCAAAUCAAAGAAGCCACGUGGGGAAUUUAUCUUGUGAAUUUGAAGAAUGUUUUAACAAGAAAUCACAUCUUCUUGGUCACCAGAAAAUUCAUAUGGAAGUGAAAGCAUUUUCAUGUUCUGAAUGUGGAAAAUGUUUCCAACGGAAAUGGAGACUUACUAGACAUGAGGAAACUCAUACAACAAAGAGAGAAUUUUCAUGUUCUCAAUGUAGGAAAUGUUUCCUAAGGGAAUGGGAUCUUAAGAGACAUCUGAAAAUCCAUACAGGAGUAAGACCAUUUUCAUGUUAUGAAUGUGGGAAAUGUUUUUCUCGGCAAUCACAUCUUAUUGCACAUCUGAAUACUCAUACUGGAGGUGAAUUUAUAAACCACAGUAAUCCUAGUCAUGGUGAAAAUACUGAUUCUAGUUUCGAUCUUCAAAAUCAAAGAAGCAACGUGGGGAAUUUAUGUUCUAAAAAUGGGAAACGUUAUAUCUGGAAUUCAAAUCUUUUAAGACAUGAGAAAAUUCAUAUAGGAGAGAAAGGAUUUUCAUGUUCUGAAUGUGGGAAAUGUUUUACUCAGAAAUCAAAUCUGACUACUCAUUAUAAAAUUCAUACAGGAGUGAAAGCAUUUUCAUGUUCUGAAUGUGGAAAAUGUUUUACUCUCAAAGCACAUCUUAAGUACCAUCAGAAAAGUCAUACAGGAGAGAAAACAUUUCCAUGUUCUGAAUGUGGAAAAUAUUUUGCUUUGAAAUCACAUCUUAAGGACCAUCAUAAAAUUCAUACGGGCGAGAAAGCUUUUUCAUGUUCUGAAUGUGGGAAAUGUUUUGCCCUGAAAUCAACCCUUGUUGUACAUCAGAAAAUUCAUACAGGAGUGAAAGCAUUUUCAUGUUCUGAAUGUGGGAAUUGUUUUGCUCGGAAAUCACAUCUUGAUAUGCAUAAGAAUAUUCAUGCAGAAGAAAAACCAUUUUCAUGUUCUGAAUGUGGAAAACGGUUUACUUGGAAAUCACAUCUUGUUAGACAUCAGAAAUAUCAUACAGGGGAGAAAACAUUUUCAUGUUCUGAAUGUGGGAUGUGUUUUAGUGAGAAAUUGAUUCUUGUUAUGCAUCAGAAUGUUCAUGCAGGAGAAAAAACAUUUUCAUGUUCUGAUUGCGGAAAAUGUUUUAAAUGGAAAUCAAAUCUUAUUACGCAUCAGAAAACUCAUACUGGAGAGAAAGCAUUUUCAUGUUCUGAAUGUGGGAAAUGUUUUUCUUCUAACGCAAGUCUUAUUAGACAUCGGAAAAUUCAUUCUUGAGAGAAUGCAUUUUCAUGUUUUGAAUGUGGGAAAUGUUUUAUCACCAAAAGAGUUUGUGUUACUCAACAAAAAAUGUAUACAGGAGGGAAAAGAGGUUUUUGAAUGUGGGAAAAGUUUUGAUCAUAAGUUACAUCUUAUUGCGCAUCAGAAAAUUCAUAUUGGACAAAAAGCAUUCUCAUGUAUGGCCCAGUGUGAACCCCUACAUUAACAACAUAAGUGCAAUAGCCUUCUAAAAGCCCUUGUCUGAUUUAUGAUAGCCACCCCUAGCUGCAUAAAAGGCAUUGUGAUGAAAUACAACAACAAAAAAUAUAUAUUAUUUUACUUUUAAUUGCUAUUUUUCAUUUUUUUUUAAAAAAAUUUAAAAACACACUUUCUCCAUUUCUGUUUGCUUUAGAAAGGUUACCCUAUAUAUUUAAAAAUCCAUAAAUGUGUUGACUAUGUCUGAGAAAUAAAAACCGGAAUCAACUUGUUUAUUGAAAUUGUAAUGAAAAUAUGAUUUCUUUCAUACAGGUGGUGAGUGUUCACAAUCCAUGUGAUUAUUCAGUGAGAGAGAUUCUCAGACCGAGUUGUGGCCCAUUUCCCCUCAGAGUACAGUGAUUUUUGGAGUGAUGUAUUUGUAGUAUAGGUAGUGGCAUAUUUCCAUAUUAAUAUCAGAAGAGUCCAUGGCUUCAUUCAUUACUUGUUGGAAUACAG